GUGUACUAAUCACGUCUAUAAAAGUAUUUUGUUUGAUUAGAUAAAUAAAUGUUCUUUAAUAGCAACUAUACAUAUUAGCGAACCUGAUUUCUAUAACAGUACGUUCCGGACGGAUCCCAUUCCGAUUUUUUUUCUUUCAGUAAAUAUAAAUGUGAACAUUGUGAACAGCUGAUAUUUUUCGGUCCCGUGUGAAUAUUGGCUGCCAGUAGGACUGUUAAAUCACUCGGUUUUAUUUUUAAAUCGAAACCAACAUCCUCCUCCAGUAAAUUUCAUUCACUGUCAUCGAGUGUUGGUGAAGAUCUCGGGAUUUAUUAGUAAUCGAAAUUGUCUUGUUCUCCGUCGCCUGCUGUUACGCAGUUGUGAAUGAAUGAGCGCAGCCGCGCAUGCGCCAACUCUCCUGGCGUUUAUAAACAAGGUUGCGUGCAAGAGGGUCACGUGACCAGACUGGAAGUCCGCAAACAAAGCUAUUACAUUUCCUUAAUACAAACGUUUUGAAACCUCGAUUUAUUAUAGAGUUUUCCUUUCGGAAUCCGUGUUAAUAUGUCCACGAUGGGGAUCGAACGGUCAUGUUUUAAAGCAGAAGCGAGAUUACUCAAUAGCCAGUAUGGCCGUUCUUGUUUACAUACUGCACUUAAACAAACUCAAAACUAAUAAGCAGUUCUAGGGUGUAUAUGAUGAAUAACCGUUUAAUUUUGAUCGAAUAAGUUCAUUCAUUUGAAAGUACAUUCAAUCUUAAAAUAGCCUGCCCAUGUGACAAGGUGUAAUAUGGUGUGGGAGGUAAAGACAGCCCCGAAAAGAGUCCAGGAAUCCAAGACAGAUUGCUCCAGCAUGGAUGAGGCCUUCGACAUGCUCAAGUGUAAUGAGGACCUGCCAUCUUCACCAGGCUGCCCCUCUACUCGAGGCCCUAUAGAAUAUGAUGAUUUGCCAGAACUGCAGGAGGUGCAGGAUGACCAGUUGUCCCCAGCAGUGUUCCAGGUUACUCCCGGUGUGUCACAUGAGGAGAUGCCUGAGCAAGGCUGGAGCCCACAGUCAGAGAACAGUAGCAUCUCCCACACAAACUGGCUUACAGAGUUAGCCAACAUUGCCACCAGUCCACAAAGUCCUUUGCUGCAGAGUGCACCCCACCCGAGGUCCUCGCCUGUGCACAUCUUUGCCCACAGUAACAGUUUACAUUCCUACGCUCGGCCUCCUCAGGCCUCUAGCAGUGCUCCCAGUCCUGCUCGUAGCCACAUGAGAGAGCGUCGCCGCACGAGGGCUUGCAGUGAGUCAGAGUCUGGGGUAUUCUGUUUGUCUUCACUGUCUGAUGAUGACGACAUGGGAUGGUCCCAUUCUUGGCCCUCCACAGUCUGGCACUGUUUUUUAAAAGGCACACGCCUUCGGUUUCACAAAGGGCCAAAUGUGGAGUGGCAGGAGGUGGAGGAUGUGGCUGAGUCUGAGGAUGAGUCCGAGGAUGAAGUAGGCAUGCACCUCAAUCCCCUUAAGACGUAUGGAUGUGAGGGGUUGAAACUUGUGGCCCUGGAGCAGACUGUGUCAUUUGGCCAGUCUGUUCUGAAAUUAACCUUUGACCCUGGUUCUCAAGAGCCUGGUCUGCUAACUGCUGAGUGCCAAUUGGACCAUCCAUUUUUUGUCAAAAAUAAAGGUUGGUCCUCCUUUUAUCCGAGCCUUACUGUGGUGCAGCACGGUAUUCCCUGUUAUGAAAUGCAGAUUGGGGACUUGUGUCUACCUCCAGGACACCGUGAUGCCAUCAAUUCUGAUGACUCAGCUGUUUUUGACACUUUCAGGAGUUAUGACUUCACCCCUCUGGACUCAUCUGCUGUGUACGUGCUGAGCAGUAUGGCACGCCAGCGAAGAGCAUCCCAGUCAAGUGGUGGCACUGUGAGCCCUGACUGUGACAAGCUGGAGCGUUCUGCCUCUUCCCCCAGUAGCAAAUCACAACGUAGCCACUCCUCAGGGGGCAGUGGAGCCACACCCACAAAAUGCAAACGGCCAAUGAACGCUUUCAUGCUCUUUGCUAAGAAGUAUCGAGUGGAGUACACGCAAAUGUAUCCUGGGAAAGAUAACAGAGCUAUUAGUGUAAUUCUGGGUGAUAAGUGGAAGAAAAUGAAGAACGAGGAGAGAAGGAUGUACACCAUGGAGGCUAAAGCGCUGGCUGAGGAGCAAAAACGCCUCAAUCCAGAUUGCUGGAAGCGCAAAAGAACCAACUCGGGUUCUCAGCAGAACUAGCCAAGAAUCAGGACUGGGAGCAAUUGACCUAUGAUCUAUGCCAUCUAUCCACGUAUAGGAGUGAGGAGACUUAACUGUGAUGAUAAAAAUGUAGUAAGCAUCGUUACAGUGAUAGACAUUUAUGUAUGUAGGUAUGUAAACACAUAUUCUGGGAUCCAGAAGUCUGAGACCACUAGUGAAAAUCCUAGUCACCUUGAAUUCUUUAUUACUUGACUAUUUUACACAAGCGUGCAAACCUUAUGAUCCAUUUUUAGAACAAAUUAAUUUUCAAUCCAUUAUUUAAGUAAUAAAACAUGUUUUUGCAGAGAGUUCUAAGAAAUUAGGCAUGAGGAAUAUCGGACCUUUUGUGGAAAAAAAAGUAGCUAACAUUGUCAGUAUCAGAGAUUUGCUUACAUUUAAACAGAGGGGCCUACAUUUCAGAAUUUUCUAUUAACUUUGUUUGAAAUAUUUCACAUUUCUAUAAUUUUUGUUUAUUUCUAAUUAGAACAAAAUCUCACGCUUUCAAUAUGGCCUCAGAUUUUUAGACCCCACAAUAUUUGUACAUACAUGCAUAUAUAUGAAGCAUAUUAUCUAUUAAACUAACAGCAUAUAUAUUUUUUUUCCUUAUUCUUUACAAUAAAAUAAAUAAUAUGGAAAUGCCUUAUACUUCCAAAGUAAGAAAAUGCUCACUUGUAUUUUCAGGUAAUUUUGUAUUUCUAUGCUUGAAAGGUGAGACCCUGUGGUGCUAUUUUAGUGAGAGCAAAGGAGCAGUAUAUAUAGCGCAAAAAAAAAAAAGUAUAUUUUUAAUGUAAAAAGAGGAAUUUUAGAUACUAGUCAGCUUGUUUUGCAGUUGUUCAUAUGAUAUGUUAUAUUUGUAUAACUCAAAAUAUUGCACAGACUCAUUGUAUUGCAAAUGGACAAAUGUUGAAUUUCAUGUUGAUCAGUGAACCUAGGAAUGGUUGUAUUCUGUAGACACCAAGACACCAGCCUAGACCAUGAACUGUGUGUGGGAGCACAAGCAAUGUGCAUAUGGGUAUAUGGGUAUAUAUACCCUCUGACUCGCCAUAUUAUAGUGCAUGACAUGCUUCUACACACACACACACACACACACACACACACACACACACACACACACACACACACACACACACACACACACACUCUUACAUACACACAUUUACUUGAUUACAAAUGAACACAUUCAUACAUGACACCACACAUUCACUCUCACAAACAGCACUUCAGGGCCAUGCCUUCACUGUAAGUGUUUUGUUCUUGCACUUUACGUACAUACAUAAACUUGUACAACCAGUAAAUGUAUACAAACUGAUGUAUUGUGUAUAAAAUUAUAUAUAAAUAUAGUUUACUCACAAUCAUGGCCAAACUGUAUAGUUUAUUUUGUGCUUUACAGGGCUGCCAUCACAUUUAAAGAAAAAGAGUUGUUGAUAAUGUACAGGUCCAUGUUCCCAUUUAGUUCUUGCACAAAAUAUUCCUGUAUCAUAUUAUAAAUAAAGUUUUAAAAUGAUUGUACACUCA
Messenger RNA from Silurus meridionalis, 3738 nucleotides. RefSeq names its product HMG-box transcription factor 1 (gene hbp1). Gene Ontology annotation, cellular component: nucleus. Gene Ontology annotation, molecular function: RNA polymerase II cis-regulatory region sequence-specific DNA binding; protein binding; RNA binding. The record is from RefSeq and is a predicted model, not a curated record. Gene Ontology annotation, biological process: regulation of transcription by RNA polymerase II. Bases 766 to 2223 code for a protein of 485 amino acids. NCBI's taxonomy places the organism in Eukaryota, Metazoa, Chordata, Actinopteri, Siluriformes, Siluridae. The transcript is spliced from 11 exons.